UGCCUGUUCUUCUCUCGCUCGAAUAUCCAUUCUAUCCUUCACGAAGUCUCUGACGUUUACGACUUGAACCACACCGUCUUUACGACUUGCCAAACGCACAACACAAACACACACCCACACACAUCACAAUGGCCUCCACAAACUACCGCGAAGCAUUCCAGCUCUUCGACAAGCGCGGCAACGGCCGUGUCGACCGCUCUGCCCUAGGUGAUCUCCUCCGCGCCUGCGGUCAGAACCCUACCCUCGCCGAGAUCACCGACCUCGAGCGCGGCGUCGGCGCAGACUUCGACUUCGACACCUUCAGCAAGAUCCUCAACCGCCCCGGCGGAUUCCGCGAGCCAUUCGACAUCGAAGAGUACAUCCGCGGCUUCCAGGUGUUCGACAAGGACCGGAGCGGUUUCGUCGGCAAGGGCCAGAUCAAGUACAUCCUGACCAACCUAGGCGAGAAGAUGAGCGAGGAGGAGGUCGAGGAGCUGUUCAAGAGCACGAUUGACGCCGGCAACGGCGAGGUCGACUACAGGGAAUUCGUCAAGACCAUCGCCGAGAACUAGAUUGUUCCCGUUCCUUCUUCCCGUGUAGUUAUGCCGAGACGACCACCUGAAUAUCCCGGGCCGUCUCUGUUCUUUCCUCUCUGAUUAGCAUGUUACCUACGGCGUUUUCCUUGUUUAUUCCAACCUGUUCGAUGCGAUACUACGACAAUGGUCAUCAUCUUCUUUUUGCUUCUCCCCUCGGUGUCAUCUGGCAGGGAAACUAGGGUAGGGGGGAAUUGGGAAAAAGGAGGGAAGGGGACCAGCGAGGAUUAUGGGGUUAUCUUGCAUCUGGGGGUUUCCUGUCCUGUCCUGUCAUGUCGCUCAUCCGGCAUCUGUAGAAAUGCAAUCCUGAAUCUUCGACCGUCUAUGGUGUUGUGCUGUUUGUGUGUUGUGGCUGUGAAUGUCUGUGAAGAUUCUUCUGUCUUCUAAAUAUUUUUGUUACCAUGAAAUGCCUUCCCUCUGUCCAGGAACUUUCAACAUAUCAUACCAUAUACCUACC
This is a messenger RNA of Aaosphaeria arxii CBS 175.79, 1029 nucleotides long. RefSeq names its product EF-hand. Gene Ontology annotation, cellular component: myosin II complex. The transcript is spliced from 4 exons. Lineage: Eukaryota; Fungi; Ascomycota; Dothideomycetes; Pleosporales. The coding region runs from base 129 to 551 and encodes 140 amino acids. Gene Ontology annotation, biological process: mitotic actomyosin contractile ring assembly. Gene Ontology annotation, molecular function: calcium ion binding. The record is from RefSeq and is a predicted model, not a curated record.